Vitis vinifera (wine grape) is the source of this 1474-nucleotide messenger RNA. Its product is annotated as ornithine decarboxylase. Gene Ontology annotation, cellular component: cytoplasm. Gene Ontology annotation, molecular function: ornithine decarboxylase activity. Lineage: Eukaryota; Viridiplantae; Streptophyta; Magnoliopsida; Vitales; Vitaceae. The record is from RefSeq and is a predicted model, not a curated record.
AUAUUUAUUUAUAUAUCUUUCCCACAGACAAAACCACUUCCAAAGCUCUCUUAACCAGCCAUGGGUUCCAACCACAAGAGUCUCCAGGCAAUAUUGGGCGCACCAGGAGUGAGGGGUAAGAGGGUAACGGCUCUAUCAAAAGAUGGAUUAACUGAUUUUGUGCUUUCCAUGAUCUCCAAGAAACAAGAGCUCAAAGAGCCAUUUUAUGUGCUUGAUUUGGGUGUGGUGGUGAGUCUCAUGGAGAAGUGGUCUCGGGCUCUGCCUCUGGUUCGACCCUUUUAUGCUGUCAAGUGCAACCCGGACCCCACAUUUCUUGCUGCACUAGCGGCUCUCGGCUCAAGCUUUGACUGUGCUAGCCGCACGGAGAUUGAGACCGUUUUGGGUCUUGGAGUUUCUUCGGAUCGGAUUAUUUUUGCAAACCCAUGUAAAGCCGAGUCUCAUAUCAAGUACGCCGCAAGCGUAGGCGUUAACUUGACAACUUUUGAUUCAAGGGAUGAAAUCGAGAAAAUUCGAAAAUAUCACCCGAAAUGUGCCUUAUUGAUCCGGGUGAAACCUCCGGCACGGUGUCCAUUAGAGUCCAAGUACGGUGCACUCCCUGAGGAGGUGACGCCGCUCCUCCAGGCUGCACAAGACGCUCGGCUCACUGUCUCCGGCGUGUCUUUCCAUAUUGGUAGCGGCGCCACCCUUGCGCAGGCCUACCGGGGGGCGAUAGCUGAAGCGAGGGCGGUGUUUGAUACAGCCUCGCGGCUCGGCUUGCCUCGAAUGCAUGUGCUCAAUAUCGGUGGCGGCUUUACAUCUGGGCCGCACUUCGAUGACGCCACUUCUGCUAUCAAAUCGUCUCUCCAAGCCUACUUCCCUAACGAACAUGGGUUAACCAUCAUAGGCGAGCCAGGCAGGUACUUCGCCGAAUCGGCUUUCACUCUAGUCACCAAUAUUAUUGGGAAGCGUGUGAGGUCGGAGCUGAGGGAGUACUGGAUCAACGGCAUUUACGGCUCUCUGAACUGUAUACUAAACGACCAUGCAACUGUGACCGCGAAGCCUCUCGCUUGCACUUCCAAUAGCGUGAACCCCACGUGCCGUCGAGUUAGGACUUACUCCUCUACAGUGUUUGGACCCACGUGCGACGCACUUGAUACAGUUUUGACCGGUCACCAGUUGCCAGAACUGCAGGUCAAUGAUUGGCUGAUGUUUCCUAGAAUGGGAGCUUAUACCGCUGCUGCCGGGUCCAACUUCAAUGGGUUUAACAUGUCCGCGGUUACGACCCACCUAGUCUACUCGAAUCCAACCUGAGACGUGGUGCUUUUUGGAUGGUUGUUGACAAUCUUUUCCUUCUUGUCCCUUAUGGAGAAAUUUACGUAAGAAAAUCGAUUGUGUCUUUGCUUUGGAGUUUGGAAUAUUAAUAAUAAACAUGGAUUGUUGUAAUGGUGUGCUUUAUAAUUUAAUUAAACUAUUUUCCUUAUCCAUUUCUAGAAAA